AUGACGGAUUUCCAGAGGGCCUCCAGCUCCCUGGAGGAAAUCAAAAACAUAUGCAGCGAACUGCUGAACGCAAGGGAGGAAGAGGUGUUCAAUAAGCUGAGUCUAUAUCAGGAGCUGGAAGAGAAGUUGAAAAAACUAGAACCAAUAAUAACGCGCAUACGUAUUCGUAGGAACGAAAAGGACGAAUCGAAGAAGACCUAUGGAGAAAAGAUGAUUAAAAAUGUUGACACCCUCCUGGAGAGGUAUGAUAUUGUUUACAACAUCUACGAGGAGGAACUAGCCAUUUUUAAAGAGAACUACGAAAUCGAAAAAAAAAAAAUAGUUGCGAAGAAGUUACAACAAGAGCAGCAACGGAAGGAGCAUGAAGCACAGCUACUCAACAGGGGGCGAGAAGAAACCAAAAUGGAGCACUUAAAGAUUCAGAGAAUGAAUGAAGAAAAAAUGAGGUCUCUACAAAAGACACAAGAAGACCAUGCGCAGAGGAUGAAACGUGUGGAAACUAUAAAGGAGAUUAUUCAGGAGAAGUGUAAUUUCCUUUGUGACGAAAUUGCUGCAGCGUGCGAUCGUGCCGCGGCCGUGGAGUACGUGUAUACACAGCUAGGGGUGGAUGCGGGGGAUGCACAAAGCUCUAAUGGAUUCCCUCGCGGCGUUGAUGAGGAGGGCCCAGGUGCGGACAAGCUGCCCAACGUGACCAACCCCGCCAAAACUGUUAACCCCACCAACGAUGCGAAGAGCGCUGUCCACCUCGUGGACUGCCUCUACCUGGUGUACAAGCAAAACGACUUCAAGGCAUUCAAGGAAGCACUCCAAAAUAUCAUCGAAUACCUAACUCACUUGGUGAAAAAUGUCGACGACGAACAAAUGAAGCUCAUCAAUCUCAUGAACCAGCAGUUUCAAAAAAAUAUUCUCUCCAAGAAGGGCACUCUUCUUCUAUUUGUUUUAAUUGGCUACGUGGUGAAAAAGGCGAGCGACGUGAUGCAUAUUCUGAAGAAGCUUAACAGGCCAAUGGAUGAGAAAAACAUUUACAUGUACUUGGAAGAGCCAGACAUUGCUGCUGAUUAUGAGGGGUGGAAGUGUUGGUACGAUGGUCUGCAAAUUUCGCUCGAUGUGUUGUGCUCCUUCUUCCGCUUUGUCAACAAGUACUCCAACCUCCCCGCGGACGAGCAGGUGCAGUCGACUUUUUUGUACUUACGGGGGAAAUUUGGCGAGAAGGAUCACGACGUGGGCAGUGGGACGGCGUAA
This is a messenger RNA of Plasmodium knowlesi strain H, 1242 nucleotides long. RefSeq names its product PUB domain-containing protein, putative. The record is from RefSeq and is a predicted model, not a curated record. The coding region runs from base 1 to 1242 and encodes 413 amino acids. Lineage: Eukaryota; Apicomplexa; Aconoidasida; Haemosporida; Plasmodiidae. The transcript has a single exon.